Nilaparvata lugens (brown planthopper) is the source of this 2237-nucleotide messenger RNA. Its product is annotated as gastrula zinc finger protein XlCGF17.1-like. The record is from RefSeq and is a predicted model, not a curated record. NCBI's taxonomy places the organism in Eukaryota, Metazoa, Arthropoda, Insecta, Hemiptera, Delphacidae. The coding region runs from base 17 to 1189 and encodes 390 amino acids. Gene Ontology annotation, molecular function: DNA-binding transcription factor activity, RNA polymerase II-specific; RNA polymerase II cis-regulatory region sequence-specific DNA binding. The transcript is spliced from 2 exons. Gene Ontology annotation, biological process: regulation of transcription by RNA polymerase II.
UGUGUAUGUGUUGCAGAUGGCGACAGUUACUGUUAAAAAGGAGGAGGAGGAGGAGGAGGAUGAUGAUAGCAGCCAGCAACCAGCUGCAGUGGAAGAUGAUUGCAGCCAACAACAUUAUCUAAUCCCUGGCUACAACAUGAUCUUCAUCAAAGAGGAGGCAUAUGACGAUCAAGAGGGUGAAGGAAGUGCAGUGAAGAGCGAACCAGAGACGUGGCCUUCAAACUACAGCACAUCUGGCCGAGACUAUGCAACAGAAGUGGGUGGACUGAAUGAGCAUUCAAUCUCUCCAGUGGAAAAGUGCACUGAGUCAUCUGUGGCUGGUAAACAGACCAAGCUCUACAGCUGUGCUCACUGUAGCUAUAAAACACCACAGUUUGGUAAUUUGAAGAGACAUAUUAGAAAACACACUGGAGAAAAGCCAUUCAAUUGCAAGUUUUGUGACUACAAAAGUUCUGAGUUAGGUAGAUUGAAAGAACAUAUCAGAACACAUACUGGAGAAAAACUUUUCAGCUGCGAUAUUUGUGACUACAAAAGUGCUAGGUUAUGUAAUUUGAAAGAACAUACCAGAACACAUACUGGAGAAAAACCUUUCAGCUGCGAGUUUUGUGACUUCAAAAGUGCUAGGUCAGGUGAUUUGAAGAAGCAUAUCAGAACACAUACUGGAGAAAAACCUUUCAGCUGCAAGUUUUGUGAAUUUAAAUGUGCUGAUUCAAGUAAUUUAAAAAAACAUAUCAGAACUCAUACAGGAGAAAAACCUUUCAGCUGCGAUAUUUGUGACUACAAAAGUGCUAGGUUAGGUCAUUUGAAAAAACAUACCAGAACACAUACUGGAGAAAAACCUUUCAGCUGCGAGCUUUGUGACUUCAAAAGUGCUCAUUUAGGUGAUUUGAAGAAGCAUACCAGAACACAUACUGGAGAAAAACCUUUCAGCUGCAAGUUUUGUGAAUUUAAAUGUUCUGAUUCAAGUAGUUUAAAAAAACAUAUCAGAACUCAUACAGGAGAAAAACCUUUCAGCUGCGAGCUUUGUGACUUCAAAAGUGCUCAUUUAGGUGAUUUGAAGAAGCAUACCAGAACACAUACUGGAGAAAAACCUUUCAGCUGCAAGUUUUGUGAAUAUAAAUGUGCUAAUUCAAGUAAUUUGAAAAAUCAUAUUAGAACUCAUACAGGAGAAAAACCUUUCAGCUGCUAGCUUUGUGACCAUAAAAGUGCUGUCUUAGGUGAUUUGAAAAAACAUACCAGAACACAUGCAGGAGAAACAACUCCUAGCUAAGCAUUUUUAGGGCCGGUUUCCAAGCUCAGGAUUUAGAUGAGUUCUAGACUUUAAACAGCUGGAGUCAGAAAAUUUGCUUUCCAAAAUGGGGCAUAGUCAUAGUUUCUAUGAUAAUUUUUUUUCUCAUUUCUAGAAUUUAGAAACGUUUUUCCUUGUCGAAAUGAUACAUUCCUAAAUAUUUCAAAAUAUCUGAAACUUUACACUAUUUUUUUCAUUUUGUGUUCAAUUUUAUAGUUUUUUUUUUGUAAUUUAAACAUGGACUAUGACUACACUUCGUUUCAGAAAGCCAAUUUUCUGACUCCAGCAGUUUAAAGUCUAGAACUUAGCUAAAUCCCAAGUUCAGAAACUGGCCCUUACAAUGGCUAGUCUCGUAUAGAAUAGUUAUGUCCAAAAGUCACAUACUUUUCAAGAUAUAUGCGAAAACCUAAAAAAAUUUUACCUUUGACAUUUUAACCAUUCCCACCCCCCUUAGAACAGGGGCUAGGAGUGGAGACUCUUGAUAUAUGUCUAUCAACUUAUUACCCUAAACAGAGCUGUGGGGUCAAAGAUAGUCUGCCAGACAUUUCCACUGUACCCUAUUUAGAGCAUUUAUUGCCUGUACUAUAAAUGUUUAGGGAUGAAACAAAAAACAAACAUUCAACAAUCUCAAAAUAUUAUAUUCACAUUGUUCAUCACACUGAAUCUACAGAAUGGGUGAAAAAUCCGAGAACGGCUUAAUAUCUCAUACACAAAGGUAAUUUGAUGGUGGGUGUGAUUGGGGAUCUUAUUCAAAUUGAAAAAACUACUUUACAAUAAUUUUAAAUAUCUGGAUCCGCCAUAUUGAAUGCAACUUCAUUUUUUUAAAUAGGAAGGUGGUCAUGCAAUACAUGAUUUCAAUAUGGAAUUUCAAGAAAAAAUGAAUGCCAGAAACCCCAUAUCGUUAUCUCAAACCGUUUCGGAAAUAUUCACAUUAUUAAUCAAUACUAUU